This is a messenger RNA of Malurus melanocephalus (red-backed fairy wren), 3077 nucleotides long. RefSeq names its product SLAIN motif-containing protein-like. Lineage: Eukaryota; Metazoa; Chordata; Aves; Passeriformes; Maluridae. The coding region runs from base 171 to 2111 and encodes 646 amino acids. Gene Ontology annotation, cellular component: microtubule plus-end. The record is from RefSeq and is a predicted model, not a curated record. The transcript is spliced from 9 exons. Gene Ontology annotation, biological process: positive regulation of microtubule polymerization; microtubule nucleation; cytoplasmic microtubule organization.
CGCCUCCCGCCGUUCGCGGGCCGGGUUCAGCCGCCGGAGAAAGGCGGCCCCGGCACCGACCGGGCGGGCGCCCGCCCUGCAACCGACCGCCAUCCGCCCGCCCGCCCGCCUCUUCGUCCGUCUGUCCAUCCAUCCAUCCAUCCAUCCAGUGAAACUGGGUGUCCUGGAGAAUGGUGGUGCCCGGGAAUGCCCCGCUCAUCCAGCAGGACCCCGCUCUGGAGCCUGCCUUAGGGAGAGCCCCCCCAGAGCACUCGGCCAUGGGCCCCGGCACGGAACCGCUGCCAGAGGAGGUGGGACCAGAGGUGCUGAAGUUGCAGGAGCUCAUCAGGAGGCUGGAGCUGGACAAUCAGCAUGCCAGGACCAGGAGCAGCAGGAAUAUGCUAGGGACAAAUGUGCCAGGGGACAUCCAUCCUGGGGUGGAAAACCACGAGCCCGGCCUGAGUGGGAUGGAGAUCAACAGCAGCAUCAAUACCAUCACUGACAAGCAGGAAUUGCAGCUCAUGGCGGAUCUGCACAGCCAGCUGAGCAAAAUGARGCAAGAGGAAGGAGAGAACGACUGCCUAAAAAGGGCCCCCGAUGCCCAAAUACAGCACAGCUGCCACAGUGUCCCGGAGGAGGUGUCUCCCAGUGGGAAGCAGAGCCAUGGGAGAGAAGGGUUUCUCUCACCUGUGGAUACAAGUAACAGCUCGGAGCUGCUGGGGGGCCUGGUUAUGGCAGGGAUCCAUGCCUCAGCUGGAAUCCAGGAACAGAAUCCCAGUGAAAAGUGUGCAGAUCUAGAGAGCCUUCCCAGUAACUUAUAUCUGGAUGAAGUCGAGGUGUUAGAACUGGACAGUGGCCCCGAAGARGACGAUUGCUGGCUCUAUGUGUCUGCAAGGAAAUCCAAGAAAACAACCUCUCCUUUGGAAUGGUGCCGGCAGGUGCUGGAUAACCCCAGCCCCGAGACUGAGGCUGCCUGCAGAGCUCUCAUCAACAGGCUCGACCAAGCCAAUAGAUGGAAAAACCUGUAUUGCAGCCCCCUGGCAUCUCCCAGCGCACAUAACUUGAAUUCCGAGGCAGGCUCCUGUAGCAAUGCACUAAAUUCUCCUGGGCACCUCAAAUCGACUAACAAAGCACUACUAACCAGUGGCAGCUCAGGGUAUCUGAGCAUGCACUCGGCACUGAGCUCCCAGUCAUCGGUGGACAGCGAGCUGAGCACCUCGGAUGACUCCAUCUCCAUGGGAUACAAACUGCAGGACCUCACUGAUGUUCAGGUCAUGGCACGGCUGCAGGAAGAGAGCCUGCGGCAGGACUGUGCCUCCAGCUCCGCCUCCGUGUCCCGGCGAAGCUCCAGCGCCUCCCUGCACUCACUGCGCCACGGCGCCUACAGCGACCAGGAGUUCGACACCUACAGCCUGGAGGACGAGGAUGACUGUGAUGGCUCGCUGCCCUAUCGCAGUGCCCASAGAUACUCCCCGUCCCCGCUGAGCUCCCCGCGCUGCCAGUCCCCCUCAUCGGGCGGGGAUUUUGGCAGGAGCUCGGCUUCCCGGCUGCGUGCCCCCCGUAGGGCCAUACAGAACCCCAUGCAGGAGCGCCUCAAGUACGCCAACAGCGAAGAGGAGCUGAGGCACAGCAUGCCCAACCUGGCCAGGAGCAGCCUGCGUGCGCUCGAGGCUGUGCGGAGCAGCCGCAGCCUGGAGUCUGACCUGCAGGUGCCCACCAGCCGAAUUCCCAGGACUCAGCAGCGGUCAGCAGGUCUGGCUCCCAGCAAGCUCAGGUAUUCCUCRGGGGCCGGGCAGUCCCUGCUGGCGGGGCGCCAGCCCGGCAAGGCGGCCUCAGGAACCAGCUCCUUGCUGUCCGGUAGGCAGGUGGUGAAACCCUGCAGCUACACUGCUCCUGUCUCCGGGGUCCGGAAGCCACAGCUCCACACGGGCUCUGCCAGCAGCAGCAGUUGCACUUCCAGAACCACCAACAUGGUCACUGUGGCCAAAAGUUCCACCCUGAAAGCCCGGACGGCCGUGGGGGGGAUGGCAGUGCCCAAGGGAAGGGCAGUGCCCCCGUCCCAGAGGUCCCUCCAGGCAGCACAGAACCCGCAGGCCUCCGAGGAUGACUCCUGGAAGGAUGGCUGCUACUGACACCCCCCGAGGCCUCCGUGGAGCAGAUCCCAGCUGGCUGGGCACGACCUCACUGCAAAAGGCAGCUGAGCCCUUCUCCCUGCAGACUGCUGUACAUAUUCCUCCUUCCUGUGCUCUCACCAUUCACCUCUGCUCUGCCAAGAGCCAGUGCUGGGACAGACGGCUCCAACACUCCACUGAGCCCUGAGUCUUCCCAGGAAGACUGAAAAAGCCUUAUUUCAUCCACACCCCUGCCUGUAGCCCUUGGGAAGAUCUGUCACCAUCCCCUCCCAGGGACGCUGCGAAGGCUGGGGUGUCCUCUCUGUGCCAGAAGCAGCUCUGAGCUGGUGCUGUGGCAGAGCUCGUGGAGAGUAGAAAUAGUGACAUAGGUGUUAGAAUUGAGCCUUAAAAUCCAACCUGAUGUACUCUAAUAUCUGUCUGAAACUCCACUGGGUUUGGUUUGGGGUUUUUUUUUUCACUUCUGUAUAGAAUGUAUUUCUGCUAUUUUUCAUUGUUUGGUCUAGAGCAGCAGCAGGUUUUUGUAACUGUAGAACAUUUUGAGCUGUUGUAUCCAGGUGUCAGCACAGGUCACAAGGAGCAGUACACAAUAUUUGUGUGAGAUGUGAACAGGCAGGGACAGCAAUGCCAGUUACAAACUGCUGAUCACCAGCACCUUCUUACCUCAGCUGAGCAAGUUCAACACCAUGUAAAAGUAAACUUUUUACAAAUCACCCUCCCUGACAAAUUUGUCUUGAAGCGUUUGAGCUCUCAGUGGCUCCCAACUGCCCUGACUUUUGUAUAAGUUUUCUACUAUCUCUUAAGGAUUCUGUUCCAGUGUCCUUUYCCUCAGCAAGUGCUGGAUGCUACAAAUACAGUCUUAGUCCAGGAAAUAUGCACUGAUAGCAAUGUUCUCCCUGCCAUCAAUGUGACUUUGAUAGUGUAGUUUAAUAAAAUGUUAYGGUGCUGAAAUAAAUCUGCUUUAUUCCA